This is a messenger RNA of Ilex paraguariensis (yerba mate), 1338 nucleotides long. NCBI's taxonomy places the organism in Eukaryota, Viridiplantae, Streptophyta, Magnoliopsida, Aquifoliales, Aquifoliaceae. The record is from the annotation of a GenBank genome assembly.
AUGCAGCUUCAUAUAUCGCCAAGUUUGCGGCAUGUGACAGUUCUUCCGGCGAAAGGUGUUAGGGAGUUCGUCAAAGUGAAGGCUAGCUCUAGACGAUUAUCAUAUCGCAUGGUCCCAGAAGUAAUAUAUCAAGUUCUAGAAGAACCUGAGGUUCCUCAAUCCCUGGAAGAGUUUGUUGCUGCAAUGAAGGAUAGUAGACCAGAUGCAGAGACAUUUGCAGUCAAGCUUAAAGCUAUGGUCACCCUACUUGAACAAAGGACUAGAACAGCCAAAAUCCAAGAAUACCUGUAUCAUCAUGUAGCAUCUAGCAGCAUACCAAAGCAGCUUCAUUGUCUUGCCCUAAGAUUGGCAAACGAGCACUCUACCAAUGCCAAUGCCCGCCUCCAGCUCCCUUCGCCACAAUUUGUUCCAUCGUUAGUGGACAACCUAUUAUUCCACUUCAUCCUCGCCUCUGACAAUGUUCUUGCUGCCUCUGUCGUUGCAACGUCACUCAUUCGGAACUUGUUGCACCCUAAAAAGUUUGUUCUUCACAUAAUCACAGAUAGAAAGACCUACAAUCCCAUGCAGGCUUGGUUCUCAUUGCAUCCUUUAACGCCUGCAAUCACUGAGGUUAAGGGACUGCACCAAUUUGACUGGUUGACAAAGGGGAAGGUCCCAGUAUUGGAAGCCAUGGAGAAUGAUCAACGUGUACGGUCACAGUUUAGAGGAGGGUCAUCAGUCAUUGUGGGCAAUAACACUGAAAAGCCUUAUGUGAUUGCUGCUAAAUUGCAAGCUCUCAGUCCCAAGUACAAGUCACUCAUGAAUCACAUCAGAAUACAUCUGCCUGAGGUAGUCUUCCUAGAUGAUGAUAUCGUGAUUCAAACUGAUCUUUCACCUCUAUGGGACUUUGAUAUGAACGGAAAAAAUUUUGAUCCAAGCGAAUGUGCAUGGGCCUAUGGCAUGAACGUCUUUGAUCUAGAAGCUUGGAGGAAGACCAACAUAAGCCAAACUUACCAUUACUGGCUUGAUGAGAACCUGAAAUCAGAUCUAAGUUUGUGGCAACUAGGGACGUUACCUCCAGGUCUAAUUGCAUUCCAUGGUCAUGUGCACAUUAUUGAUCCCUUCUGGCACAUGCUGGGACUUGGGUACCAGGAUAACACAAGCAUCACAGAUGCAAAAAAUGCCGGUGUCAUCCACUUCAAUGGCCGAGCAAAGCCUUGGCUGGAUAUUGCAUUCCCCCAACUUCGGCCACUAUGGAGCAAGUAUGUCAACUUUGCUGAUGAAUUCAUCAAAAUCUGUCAUAUUAGAGAAUCCGAGAAUAGACUCAGAGAAGAUGUUGACCCUUUUGCUAGUAUGUGA